Molecule: messenger RNA, 1623 nt
Organism: Rhizophagus irregularis DAOM 181602=DAOM 197198
Lineage: Eukaryota; Fungi; Glomeromycota; Glomeromycetes; Glomerales; Glomeraceae
Source: RefSeq, a predicted model, not a curated record
AUGUCAUGUUCAAAAAUAUUUUCAGGAGAUUUACCUGAAUUAACAUAUGGAAUUAUAAAAUAUUUACAAAAUGAUUUUUUAACUUUACAUUCAUGCAUUUUAGUUAACAGAUUAUGGUGUCGAUUAACGAUUCCAUUAUUAUGGGAAAAUCCAUUUUCAAUUCCUACAAAAAAUUAUAAAUUUAUUGAAAUUUAUUUACAAAAUUUAAAUGAUAAUGAUUUUAAAACAAAUUUAAACAUAUAUAAAAUUAAUGAUAAUUUAUUUUAUUUAAAUACACUUUUUAAUUAUACUAGUUUUAUAAAAGAUAUAAAUUUAUUGAAGGUUAUUACUUCUGUUGGGAAAUGGUUUGAAGAUUCUGUUAGGACUUUAAAACCCGGAAAUAGAUAUUUUUUACAAAAUUUAGAUAUACUUUCCGAAUCUAAUUUUAAAAGAUUAAUUUAUAUAUCAUUAUUUAAAACAUUCAUUGAAAAUGAAGUAAAUUUAAAUACUCUUAACAUUGAUAUCUUCACUAUUUAUAGUUAUGAACCAUAUUAUGAUGAUAUUAUUGUAUUAAUUUUACAAAAUUCAAAUUUCAUUCAUAAUAUUAAAAAUUUAAACCUUUAUUUUGGUAGUAGCUCACCUAAUAUCUUAUAUCAUAACAAUAGUACUAGUGAAUAUAAAUUACUUAAAAGUCAAAUAUUACAAGUAAUUUAUUUACAUCAAAAUCUUAAGAAAAUUUUAUUGGAUAAUAAUAGUUUCCCUUAUUAUCAAUCAUUAUUUUUAUUAAAAGAAUAUAAUUGUUCAAAUACUUUAAAUACGAUCAUACUACAUCAAGUUAAUUUUAAUGGUAUAAUCAAUUUAGACAAAAUAUUUGAACAAUUAAAUGUUUUAGAAUCUGUUCAUAUCACUUAUUGUUAUUCUUUAAAUAGUAACUUUAUUCAACAAAUUAUUAAUUUAACUAAACCAUUUAAAUUAAAGUCUUUAUUUAUAGAAGAGAGAUUACAAAUCAAUUUAUUAGAAUUAUUAUUACAAAAAUCUGGUGAUUAUUUGGAAAAUUUCAUUGUAUUUGGAUUCGAUUAUGAUUUAUCAUCAAGACGACAAUUAUUAGAAUUAAUUACUAAAUAUUGUAAUAAUAUCAAAUUUCUUGGUUUAUAUGGAUUUGUAAAUCAGAUUACUCAUCUAGUAUCAAAUUUAAUUGAAAGUAUUAACCAUAAUCUUAAUUAUCUUUCAAUUCACAUCAAAGAAAUUUAUCAAUUUAAUUAUAAUGUUGAUUAUACUUCAACUAUAUUACAAAAUUUAGGACAAAUUCUCCCUUCUAAACUAGAAUAUUUAAGUUUAUCUCUUUCUAUUAAAAAAAGUGAUUUUAAAAUAUUCUUAGAAAAUUCUCAAAAUAUUUUUAUUAAUAGAUUGUUAAUAAUGCAAAAAGGUAAUGAUGAUAUUUUAUAUUAUAUAAAGGAAUUUAUUAUGAAAGAAAAAAGAGUCAAAUAUUUGGCUAUUAAGAAUUUUGGAAAUAUAGAUUUGUCUACUUUAGAAGAUGAAGUGAAUGAAUUUAUGUUAUAUAAUAUUAAAGUUCUAAAUUUUUGUGAAUUAUAUUUAGCUAUUAGAGCUUAUGAAUUCGUAAAGAAUAUUGAUUAUUAUUUAUAA